AUGAACCGGAGUCAACGUCCGCCAAAACUCAUUCAAGCGACUAUUGCUGCACAGCCUCGACGGUGUGGAGGGUUGUCAUCCCAGUCACAGAAAGCAGAGGAUUCCGGAAGAACACAAGUUACUGGUCGAGGCGACGCAGAGCCGGCCAGGAUCGGAUCUAUCCCAAAGACACGCGAGAGGAGGAGAGGUGGCUAUGCCUGUUUGGGGAUAAGUUGGGGGCACGGGCAUAAGCAGCUUGGGAUGUUCACGGUUACAAGACCAGCCGCUGAGGCCGUUCUUGUCAUGCUGACAAAUGGAUUGUGA
Paracoccidioides lutzii Pb01 is the source of this 303-nucleotide messenger RNA. RefSeq lists its product as hypothetical. The record is from RefSeq and is a predicted model, not a curated record. The transcript has 2 exons. Bases 1 to 303 code for a protein of 100 amino acids.